AUGGACGCUCCUGCUGCUAUCCGCAUGGGCUUUGCAGUUGUCACGCCUGUUGUUCCUGUUGUUCCUGUUGUUCCUGUUACUGCUGAGGACAGUGUCGAUGAUGGCGAAUUGAAGGAGGUAAAAGAAGUAGGAGUUCUGUUCCUGCCUAUGGUCCCUGUUCCUGUCAUAGAGGCAGCCAUACGCGGUCCACUCGAUGCACCUAGGGAUCCCCCAUUCCGACCAUUCGCUGAAGAACUAGCACCACCUCCAAAGGGUAGACUGUUGACAUGGAGUCCCCCAGCUCCCGAAAAAAGCUGUAUAUGGUCCUCGAUAGAGUCCUCAGAUACGGUGCCAUCGUCCGAAGAAGUAAUGGAGCCUUCUCUGCGCAUGACUCUAAUACUAUGA
This is a messenger RNA of Gamsiella multidivaricata, 384 nucleotides long. RefSeq lists its product as uncharacterized. NCBI's taxonomy places the organism in Eukaryota, Fungi, Mortierellomycota, Mortierellomycetes, Mortierellales, Mortierellaceae. The coding region runs from base 1 to 384 and encodes 127 amino acids. The transcript has a single exon. The record is from RefSeq and is a predicted model, not a curated record.